GUCAGUGUCAUAGUUACCCUUUUGCUUUGACAGCUGUCUUUCGUUGUCGUUGCUAGUUAACACAUCUGCCUCUGCCAAAGAAUGUCAUUCCAAGACAAAAUAACCUCUCUCAUGGCGAGGCCAGGACAGGAUCCAGUCCCGAAGGAUGAUGUGCCAUGGUGGAUGAAAUUCGCUGGCAGAGGGGUAGGAACUGUGGGAGGUUUUAUUGCGAUGUUUCUGGGAGUUUGGGUAUGUGUAACAAUUAGUUUUUGGGGAAUCGUCGCGGGACUGUGGCAAAUAACGGCAGGUUUUAUUGUAUUGUGCUGCGAAGCGCCUUGCUGUUGUAUGUUUGUAGACAAAGUGCAAAAACUGGCAGACUUUAUCGAAUCCAGACCUUAUUGGAAUCGAGCUGUAGCAUACGCCGGGCUAGCCUUACCCCCGAUAAUAAUGUCAGUCGGGCUGUCCACCAUAUUCGGCAGUGGUCUCAUUUUCACGACUGGGGUCAUCUAUGGAAUGAUGGCCCUUGGACGGAAGGCCACAGUAGAGGAAAUGCGACAGGCUGCCAGUGCGGAGAGCGCCCCAAGAACCUUCUCCGGCAUGCAAUCGAAUCUCGUCGCCAACGCUCAACCCAUCAGUUUCACUGGAGCUCCCGUUUUUGACAGCAAAGUCUGAUCAAUACGUCUUCGCACUUUCCCGUUUUCCAUUAUAUCCCCUCCAACUCCGAUCCCUCUCUCCCGGCUAGCGAGUUUUGUAGAUAGGCAAAAGUAAGGCGUAGCGCGUUUUUAGUGAGUGUACAAUAUAAUUUAUUCGUGGUAGUUUCGGCGCUUUGUAUAUAUUUUGGGUGUCUCUCACUUCUUUAUUGACUUUUAGAUUGUAUUUUCACAUGGUCUUUCAGCAGGACUCGUCAUUGUUUCGCAGGAACUUGUUUGCUCAUAAGUAGGCAUUGAAAAUUUCACGAAUGCCCUUUGGAUUGAUGAAUGCACCUUCAACUUUGCAUACCUUAACAACUAAUCUAGAGUUAUUCUCUUUAUGACUAGACUUUCAACAAAAAUAGUUAUGUGGAGGUUGAUGACAUUUUGGCCCACUGUUAUAUUCUUUCGAAAGUUCUGAGUUGUGUGGAUUUUGUGAGUUGUAAGUGUUUUCAAUCUUGGAUUAUUUUGUGAUAUAGUUUAUGUAUUUUAGACGAUUUUAUUUAGUUAGUGGACCAAAUUAGAGAUUUUUCGUGGCUUUUGUUCAGCAAUUUCAGAUGUUUUGCGUACUUUAUUCCAUUUACAUGUGUACUGUUAUCCCAAGACUGUUAUUUGCAAUUAUUAUUAUAGUGCGCUCCGUGAUUUUUUCGGGCGAGAGGAACUAUCCAUGUGUGGAUGUCGAGACUAGUUUUUGGUUGAGAAAAGUGGCAUUCCGGUGAUUGUGGUCGUAUUCGUUGAAAAUUUCCAAUUGUUCAUAUUGUCUAGUGUAGAGUAGCGUAGAUGAAAGUACAUAUCGCCCCAGCUCCUCCAGAAACAUGUUAUUAUCCAAACAUUUCAUGAAAUUACUCAUGUUUCUCCUUAUAACCAAGAGACGGACCAUAGAUUAUAGUAGUUUCCCUAAAUAUAGGUAGAUAUAGUUCCAAUUUCUCUGAAAAAAACAUCGUUGAGAUCUCGGGGUGGGGAGAAGUUCGUUAAAUUCGAUUUUUAAUAUUCCAUUAACUGUACUGAUAUUGCUAACGAAAAACAAAUUGUUAUUUUUGAGCUGACACAUGUGACUCGAUGCAAACGAAACAUUGAGGUUAAGAGUUUCAACAUCGCUGAAAAUAGCCCGGCGUAAUAUUUGAAUUGUACUUAAAUUCGUUCAAGGCAAUACUCACUGACCCCCUGCUCUUUUUGAUUCCAGUGUUUCAGCAAGCAUCGAUUCACAGAUCCUUUUAAUGACUAACUGGCAACUUGGCACAUUUCAAUUGAGUCAGUGAUUAAUAUUGAGAUUAUUGCCUGGCAACACUGCAAUUUACAGAAAUUAAACAAUCACCGAUUGUUGAGAUUACUUUGUGUUGACUUGGAAAGGCAGCAGAAAUUUGUACAAAUUUGAUGUAUUUUUCAACUCGUCGCUUUUCGUAAUUUAUUCGUUGUCACUACGUCCACUUCGAAUUGCACCCAUCUACAUUUUUUGAUUAAGAGAACUGUCUGUUGCAGAUAAAUUCCAUUAGAGUAAAAUAUAUUACCAAUCUCUUUUUCAAUAAUGUUACUUGGUUUUUCAUCUAGGAAAUGAUUCAAAUUUUUCUUGAUUGAAGCUGAGGCGAAGUAUAAAUUUCGAAUUGAAUUUAAAUUGACGCCGUUAUGCCAAAAAUCUUCGAUCGGAUCGUGAAUGGAUGAAUUGAAGUGGAUAAUUUGUUACCCUCAUCGACAGCAAGUCAUUCUAGUUGAUAUUGUAUUGUUGAGAAUGUAUUAUUGAUGUGUUAUAGUAGCAUAAAUAUAUCUUAUAUUAAGACA
Leptinotarsa decemlineata (Colorado potato beetle) is the source of this 2444-nucleotide messenger RNA. RefSeq names its product calcium channel flower (gene fwe). NCBI's taxonomy places the organism in Eukaryota, Metazoa, Arthropoda, Insecta, Coleoptera, Chrysomelidae. Gene Ontology annotation, biological process: vesicle-mediated transport. The record is from RefSeq and is a predicted model, not a curated record. Gene Ontology annotation, cellular component: membrane.